Lethenteron reissneri (Far Eastern brook lamprey) is the source of this 5675-nucleotide messenger RNA. Its product is annotated as thrombospondin-1-like. Gene Ontology annotation, cellular component: extracellular region. Lineage: Eukaryota; Metazoa; Chordata; Hyperoartia; Petromyzontiformes; Petromyzontidae. Gene Ontology annotation, molecular function: calcium ion binding; protein binding. Gene Ontology annotation, biological process: negative regulation of angiogenesis; cell adhesion. The record is from RefSeq and is a predicted model, not a curated record.
CCGGCGAGAGGAAUCUGCAGCUCGCUCGCUCGCACACUCACGCGCGAGUUCCACCCGGCACUCGCAAGCUGAGAAUUGGAGGUUCGGCGUCGACUUCAAACUCGGCGCAGUUUGAAGCGACUCAAGUGGGUGGUUUGCAGAGGGAGCUUCACGAGGAAGGACGUUUGCGAGUGGGUCUCGGCUCCAGGAACGCGCGUUGCAGCGUCGGCACUGCGGCGAGACCGCAAACCUCCAGGGACGCCAUGCGGCAGAAGAGAUGGGCAUUCCUGACCCUUUUCGUAGCAUUUUUCCCCGUGAUGCACGGCUCAGACCUGGGCACGGAGGAGAACCCCGUCUUUGACCUGUUCGAGAUCAGCAAGCUCAACCGCAGGAACAGCGGCGUGCGGCUGGUGCGGGGCCCCGACCCGGACAGCUCCGCUUACCGCGUGGUGCGCCCCGAGCGCAUCCCCGCUGCCUCGGACAAGCAGCUGCAGCGCCUGCUGGCGCUCAUGCGGGACGAGGAGGGCUUCGUGUUCGUCGCCUCCAUCCAGCAGGACGCGCGCACCCGCGGCGCCCUCGUGAGCGUCCAGACGCAGGACGGGGCCUCGUCGGCGCGCCGCUUUCAGAUCGUCUCCAACGGGAUCGCCAACACCCUGGACCUCGCCUACUCCGUGGAGGGCAUGCAAAGCGUCGUCUCGUUUGAGGACGUGGACCUGGCCAACGGCGACUGGCAGAACCUGACGCUGCACGUGAGCGGCGAGCACGCCAGGCUCUUCAUCGGCUGCGACCUCGUCGAGAACAUCAUCCUGGAGGGCCCCUUCUACGAGCAGCUGUCCGGCCCGCAGAGCCGUCUCUACAUCGCCAAGGGCAUGGUCAAGGAUGACGACUUCAAGGGCUCGCUUCAGAACAUGCACUUCAUCUUUGGCAUGGCCGUGGAGGAGCUUCUCCGCAACAGAGGAUGUCCACUCGCUGCCCAGCCCGAUGGCCUGGUCCUUGCUCCCUUGGAACAGGCUGGACUUGAGAGCACGAGUUCUGCCAUUGUCAAUAACAUCUUGGGCCAGAAGAUGGGCAAGACGUUGGAGCCAGCUGGCUACUGUGACUACUCUUGCAAGGAUGUUACACACAUGUUCUCCGAGAUGAAGGGACUCCGCGUCAUCGUGAGCAACCUUGUGGAUGACAUCCAGAAUCUGAGUGAUGAGAAUACGAAGCUGCAUCGCAGCCUGGGCAUCACAGAGAAGGGCAUGUGCUGGCACGAUGGACGAGUCUACGAGAACCACGCCGAGUGGACGGUGGACAGCUGCUUCUCCUGCACUUGCCAGGACUCCAAGACCAUGUGUCGCCAGUUGUCCUGCUCCCCUGUUGCCUGCAUGAAUGCCGUCGUGCUGGAGGGAGAGUGUUGCCCAACCUGCAUAACGGUCGACAAAGGCGAGGGCUGGUCCCCGUGGUCCGAGUGGACCGAGUGCUCCGUGUCGUGCGGAACGGGCUCCCAGCAGAGGGGCCGCUCCUGCGACCGCAUCAGCAGCACAUGCGAGGGGCCCUCCAUCCAGAUUCGCAAGUGCCACACCAAGAACUGCGACAAGAGGGUGAAACGUGACGGCGGCUGGAGCCACUGGUCACCCUGGUCGUCGUGCUCCGUGUCGUGUGGCGACGGCGUCUCCACGCGCAUCCGUCUCUGCAAUUCUCCCGUCCCUGUGCUGGGCGGCCGCGAGUGCAACGGGCAGGGCCGCGAGAACGUCCCCUGCAACAAAGAACCCUGUCCUAUCGACGGCAACUGGGGACCCUGGACUCUGUGGUCGCCGUGCCCCGUGUCAUGCGGAGGGGGGCUCCGUGAGCACACGCGCCUCUGCAACAACCCCGAGCCGCAGUUCAACGGCAAGAAAUGUGUGGGAGACGGACGCGAGACGGACAUCUGCAACAAGGAAGAAUGCCCCAUCGAUGGCUGCCUUUCCAGCCCGUGCUUCACGGGCGUAGAAUGCACGAGUUUCCCAGAUGGCUCAUGGAAGUGUGGCCCCUGUCCCGCUGGCUUCCGUGGGAGCGGAGCAGAAUGUCUUGACAUUAACGAGUGUGAAGAGGUGAAGGACAUCUGCUUCCAUCUGAACGGGAUCCAUCGCUGUGAGAACACAGCACCCGGGUUUCACUGCCAACCCUGCCCGGCGCGCUACGGUGGAAACCAGCCGUUCGGCGUGGGACUGUCUGAUGCCAAGCGAGCGAAGCAGACGUGCGAGCCCAGAAACCCCUGCAAGGAUGGCACUCACAACUGCCACAAGCACGCCAAGUGCAUCCACCUGGGCCAGUUUGCAGAGCCUCCGUUCAAGUGUGAGUGCCGCACGGGCUAUGCUGGCAACGGGGUCAUUUGUGGAGAGGACACCGACCUUGACGGCUGGCCCAACUACAACCUGACCUGCGUGGUCAAUGCCACUUAUCACUGCCGCAAGGACAAUUGCCCACACCUGCCUAACUCGGGUCAGGAGGACUAUGACAAGGACAACAUGGGUGACGCCUGUGACGAUGACGAUGACAACGAUGGAAUUCUCGAUGACAGGGACAACUGCCGACUGCAGUUCAACCCGAGGCAGUACGACUACGACCGCGAUGACGUGGGAGACCGCUGUGACAACUGCCCGUACAACCACAACCCGGGGCAGAUUGACACGGACGGGAACGGGGAGGGGGACGCCUGCUCCGUGGACAUCGAUGGAGACGGUAUUCUAAACGAACAAGACAACUGUCCUUAUAUCUAUAACGUGGACCAGAAGGACACGGACAAGGAUGGCGUUGGCGACAUGUGCGACAAUUGUCCACUGGAGCACAACCCAGAGCAGAUGGACACAGACUCUGACCUCAUUGGAGAUAAGUGUGAUAACAAUCAGGACAUUGAUGAGGAUGGCCAUCAAAACAAUUUGGACAACUGCCCCUAUGUGCCAAACUCUAAUCAGGCUGACCAUGACAAAGAUGGCAAAGGUGACGCUUGUGAUUGGGAUGAUGACAACGAUGGAAUUCCCGACGACAAGGACAACUGUCGACUCGUGCCAAACCCUGACCAACUCGACUCUGAUGGCGAUGGGCGAGGCGACGCCUGCAAAUACGACUUUGACAACGACGGAAUACCGGACGUUGAGGACAACUGCCCUGAGAAUGCGGCUAUUUUCCGGACAGACCUGCGUAAGUUCCAGGUGGUUCCCCUCGACCCCAAGGGCACAGCUCAGAUCGACCCGAACUGGGCGGUGCGCCACCAGGGCAAGGAGCUCGUGCAGACGGUCAACAGCGACCCAGGGAUGGCCAUCGGGUACGACGAGUUCAACGGCGUAGACUUCAGCGGCACUUUGUUUGUAAACACGGAGCUCGACGACGACUACGCGGGCUUCGUGUUCGGCUACCAGUCGAGCGGCCGCUUCUACGUCGUCAUGUGGAAGCAGGUGACGCAGACCUACUGGCAGAACAAGCCGACGGUGGCGCACGGCUACGCCGGCUUGCAGAUCAAGGUCGUCAACUCGUCCACGGGACCGAGCGAGAACCUUCGCAACGCGCUCUGGCACACGGGGGACACCCCUGGACAGGUGCGCACUCUGUGGCACGACCCUAAGGUGAUCGGCUGGAAAGACUUCACAGCCUACAGGUGGCAUCUUGUCCACAGACCCAAGACUGGCUUCAUCAGGGUUGUGAUGCACGAGGGAAAGCAGGUCUUGGCUGACUCGGGACCCAUCUACGACAAAACAUUUGCGGGUGGUCGGCUUGGGCUCUUUGUGUUCUCCCAGGAGAUGAUUUACUUUUCAGACCUCAAGUACGGCUGCAAAGAUUCUUAGAUGAAAACCUGAACGAGACAAAGGUACCAGCCAUUGUACCAGAUAUUUUCCCAAAGCUACCUUGCAAAUGCUUCGAUCAAUAUUCAGCGAGUGAUUGGCUGAAACAUAACCACAUUAAUGGAGGGUGUAUUCAAUGUAACGUUUGGGUUAUACUUUUGUAUACCUUCACACAAAUGUAGAACUCACCAGGAAUCACUCGUUCCAAGUGACGCAGCUUUAUCCGAAGCAAAGCUAGAGUACAAGAAAUGUAACGACGUCACAGGGGACUCCACACAGCAAUUUAAUAUUUCAACUUCAGAUACGGCAGUGGACUCCCCUCUAACAUAUAGCUGUGGUGAAUAAGCAAUUGUUACGCAUUAUUCUCAACGUAUGACUGAUGCCAUCUGUUGAUUAAACUUCCAAAGUAUACAGUACCUCGGUAAAAUGCUUAAGAUGUUGGAUGCUUGAGGUGUUAAUAAUGGAUGUUGUUGCAUUUUGAUAAAUGUAGAGUAGAAAUAUAAGAUGUUACGUCAAACUUGCAAUGUUAUCUUUAUAUGCUUGAAAUUAAUGGAAAAAAAACACAUAUACGGACUAUUUAAGAAAUCAUUUUAUACUUGCAUUUUUUUUUUACAUUGACAUCUUGUCAAGUUUGCAAGACCAAUGCGUGUCCAAAGAGUUGAUUGUAAACAGCAAUGUGCGGCAAAUUUCUUAGCAAAAUUUUUUACACGUAACAUCCAGCUCACCUGGGAAUCAUAUUCAGGUUUCAGAACUGAAAGAUUGAGUCCACUGUAGAUAACGUUUUGUUAUGUAUGAAUUAAAUUAUUUAUUUUCAUGUCAAUGUCAAUUGUGUAUGAUUCUGAUUACUCUCCAGUUGGUGGUAUUGUGCUGCUUCAGGAAUGAAAAAGGAAAUCUGUAUGAUUGUAAAUAAGUAUUUAUUUCUAAAAUUACCCAUUUAUUCUGAUCGGGUGUGGGACGAAACACAAAGCCAGGGGGCUGAACCAUCGGGGGUUUUUUUUUAGAGAAAGUGACAGAUGAGCUCUGUUAGUGACGAUUCUUUCCCGAUCACCAAUUUCCAUAUUUUAAUGUGGAUGUGUCGGGUCUUUCUACAUGUCAUAUUUGGAUGCCAUGUUCCCCCCCCCCCCCAAAAAAAAAAAUUAGCAUGUCGCUUAUUCUGGAUGGCGUUAACUUUAUGGUCAUUAAAAGAGAAAUAUGGAGGCACAUAAAAGUCAGAACUUUUAAGGGAAAUCAGCUGAACAGGAGCAGGGAGGUGGUGAGUAUUGAGGGUGAUGAGUAAUGGAGGUGACCUCACCAAGGUUGGAUUGAAUAAGUAUUUCAGUAGGAAAAAUAUAUUGGCCUUUCACCAACUUUUAAAGGCUACUAUGCUUGUGUGAAAUAAUUCAUUGGAUGAUGUAGUCAGUUAAAUUCCCCACUGAAAUGUUUUCAUUAAAGAUAUUUCCCCCGAAAAAUGUUAGCAGAUGGAAAAAGUACAUUCCACACAAAUCGCAUUAUCAAAUGUAUCCUUGUUUUACCCAAUUCGUCCAUUGUUGAUUUGAAACCUGUUUACACGAGAACAUCAAUGGGUAAAUCUUUGAUUUGUACAUAUGAAAACAUCCCAUUUCCAACAAGAACGCUCACGACUAUUUCUGCGAAGUGAGAUUUAAAUGGAAAACAAGAACGCGCACAUUGCGCGUACGCUUUCAGUUAAAAAUCAGCAAACAAUCAGGAUGCACCGAGUACAGUAAUCAUUUCACAUAUACGGUUCAUUGAAGAAAUCAUACGGUAUUUUUUACUGCAUUGUUGAAAGCUGCCAAACUUGUUCUGUGGCCUGAAAGAUAGUUUGUACCGCCAAUAUUAGUGUAUUUUAAGAAUAAUGUAUGAAAUGUCUGAAAUAAUAAAUGCCCACUUUAUAAUAAA